Anoplopoma fimbria (sablefish) is the source of this 1794-nucleotide messenger RNA. Its product is annotated as brain and acute leukemia cytoplasmic protein. Bases 183 to 698 code for a protein of 171 amino acids. The record is from RefSeq and is a predicted model, not a curated record. NCBI's taxonomy places the organism in Eukaryota, Metazoa, Chordata, Actinopteri, Perciformes, Anoplopomatidae. The transcript has 3 exons. Gene Ontology annotation, cellular component: cytoplasm.
GUCAGCUGCUGUAGUCUGUGGAGAGAGAGCAGCAUCAACAUCAGCAAGCGGCUCUGAUGAUGAUGAUGGAGCCGGAACCUCGGACUGAGCCGCAGUAGAGACCCGGGAGAGAGGAUGCUGCCUGCUGUCCUGAGACAACCCGAGUCGUGUUUAGCUCCGUGUGACAGCCGCAACCACCGUGGAUGAUUUUCCCGAUGGGUUGUGGAGGGAGUCGGGCGGACGCGAUCAUCGAGCCGAGGUACCAUGAGAGCUGGACCAGAGAAACCGAAUCGACGUGGCUCACCAAUACGGACGUAGAGACCUCUCUGCCGGUGGCGAACAGUAAAGCUCUGGAGGCCAGUCUGAGGGAGAAGAGGAUGGUGAACACUGGCACCCAGUGUGGGAAGCAGGCCCUCACGUCCACUGGCUCCAACCACCAGAGGAGACCCAGACGCUCCUUGAGUGAUGUAGGUGUCACUGGUAGCAGCAAACCACUCGUGAGUCCAAAAGGAGGGCAUCAAAAGAGGCCAGUGCAUUGUCUAAGGAUGGGCAGCCCGUCAAUAACAACAGCGGUGGAGAAACUGAACCUGGGAACGUGUGUGAUGAAAGAUGAAGAAAAGCCAAGACUCUGUGAAGAGAAAGAUGGCAGCCGGAGCUGUGAAAAGUUCACCAAAAGACGGGUCGGUGAUUUACAGACUUGUGUGGAUGAUGUUCGCUAGUGACUUUGCAAAACCUUGGCUGUCAAUCUCAGUGAUUUACAACAUAAGCACCUGCAUAAUGUCUCCAUCCAAAGACCUCGUGAUGCUGCGUCUUUGUUGUGCUGUUGCAAAUGCAUGCGUGAAGUGGAGCAGAAAGUGGAUCACACAAAAGGGUGUAUGCUCUCCGCCAUGCUUUUUCUCCCAUGCUUAUGGUGCCAGUCAGGGAAUGAGUCACUGUAUUAAGCCAAUUUAAAGAAAACAAGAACAGACCGUCCCGUAUGCACAUGAUAAUCACAGUCUGCACAUCUAAUGUUUUCUGUGUGGGGCCUUCCUUAAGAAUUUGCUUCAGUUCUUUGUGCAAGUAUAUUCCUUUUGUUGUGAAUGAAAAACAAUGAUGAUGCUGUUUAACCUCAGUUGAUGCUGUAAAUGAUUUUCAUUUAAAUAAGACCCUGAAGUGCUGUUUAGAAACUGAGAUUUGGAAGUUUUAAUGCUUGAAGGCUGAAGACUGUCUUUUCCAGCCUCUGCAAGCUAAAGAAACAAACACACCCGCAUGUGCCUACAUUUUAAUCUGAACUGCUCCUGUUUUCACUUUGAGAGUUUGUUUUGUUCAGUAUUAUGUGUUCUCUUAAAUCUUCUUUUAUGUUAUAUGAUGUUAUACCUUAUACCUUAUCUUUUACCAUUAUUAUGUAUUGAACUGAUGCGUCAUCCGUGUGGCUUACACUGAUCUGCAUGUUUAAAUCAAUCUCAAAUUGUUUCAGCAUUGGUGGAAGAUGUUUCUGCCCAAACUUUAUCAGAAGCAAGCUGUCUGGAAUAAAACGUUUUGCUUAUUUGGUUCACGGGAAAAUAGAAAAACUGCACAGAGAAGUAUAUUACGAUGGAUGAUUGAGACUGGGUUAUCGUGAGAGUGAGAGUUAUGGCCAGCAGAUGGCGUUGUUGACCAGUCUGACCUAACAUUUUCUGCUUGUGAUGACUGUUGCUUGUCGAGAGUUUUGGAUGAUUCUCUGAGAUGAUAAUGUUUGAAUGUGUACAGGCAAACUUUUGUGAUGGAAAACAACAUUUGAACACAUGAUUUACCACAGUUUUCUUCUUUGAAUUAAAAUUGUUGUCAGCUUCUUAA